AGGCUGCAGCUGAUGGAGUAGGUGGGAGCGCACUGAUGACCACACACGCGGGCAUCGGAAAAGCGCUCUUGUGCGUCGCUAAUCCACUGUGACGUCACGUUGCGGGAGGAGGGGCCGGUCUUAAUCCGAGCAAGUUGUCUGGAGGGACGAGCCGAGCCAAACCGGGCCAAGCCAGGCGAGCAGGCACGGGGACGAGGACGAUGUUCACUGCAGCAGUCGGAUCCGGCCCAGUCCUUCUCUGACACACAGACUGUGCUAUGCUUUGGGUUUCCUUGGAAACAACAGGAGCAUGUGCUGAAAAUCCUUUGAUCCCGCUCCAGCCAUGAGCCACAAGUAUCAGGCAGAAGGUGUGGGGGGAACAGAGGAGAGAGAGGAGCACAAGGGCCCUUUGAGGAGCAGGCAGCCCAAUGGGAUGACCCAUGAGGAACCUCCUGUACGCCGGUCCUGGCGACCUUGUCAGAUGCUCAACCAGGAUGGGGACCCGAAUCCUCAGGCGCAUCAUCACCAUCACCAUCGCCAUCAACACCACCACCACCAUCCUCCCACAGGACGCGGACCCCCUCGUUACUCUCGGCGACCUCCAUCGGGGCAGGGCCGUGGUCAAGGCCAGGCUCGAAGUCCUGGUCUGGGCCCAGCGAUGGUGUCAGCGAAGCAGGAUGAAGGUGAGAAACGAGACACCGAGAGUCGCUCUGUCCAACCAAUGCGUCCUGCUGUCACAUGCUACCGCCGCCAUGGUGACCCCAACCCUAGACACAGAGGACACAGACAGAGGCAGCCAGUCAGAAAGGUGCAGGACUCAUCGCUAGCUGUGGAUCAGCGUGAACAUGAAGCACAGGCACAGUCCCAUCAAUGCUCACAAGGGGAUCCUUCAAUGGACCAAUCGCAGGACUUUCCACAUCAGACUCCCGUUGCUGUUGUCACCCCCAACCACCUCUCACAUGGUCCUUCAGCAGAAAACCAACUUCUCAGCCAACAUACCCCGUCUGUAGCAGACGAGGAUCUGCAGGAGCGUAAAGUGGAGUGUAACGAGAAGUUGCAGAAAGUCAAGGAGAAUGAAAAUGAACAAGAAAUGGAUUGUUCAACCACAGGUCGCUCCAGCUGCAGCCUGGAAGACCUGCAGAAUGAAGGAGGGACAAGUGCAGAGAGGGUGGAGGGCGACCAGGAAGACAUGAGGAACAAUGUAGAGGAAGACAUGGCAGCUCAGGGAACAGAGGUCACAGAUCUGUGCUCUGACACGGAGAGUGCCGCCUCGCUCAGCAUGGACGGGCCGCUCCACAGCCCACCACCGCUCCAGUCACCGACUCCUCCUUCAUCCCCCGAUGUUCCCGGUUUUCCUCAGCUGGACCACUUCAGUGAAGACACCAGUAUGAGUCCAGUACCAGACCAUGACCUUCCUGAAGAUGAAGAUGAUGAUGAUUGCUCCCAGUCGUGCUCCUUGUCCUACUCCACUUCUUGCUCUGAGUCACAUCCCACAACCUAUGCAGACUUUUACCCAGAGUCCCACCAAAAGUCAUACUCAGAGUCUCCACAUGACUCCCGCUCGCAGCCAAAGUCCCAUCCGAACUCUUUUCCCGAACCCCUUAAGACCACCUAUCCAGAGUCACACAGAGAACCUCGCUGGCAGCCCAGUCACAGGACGGAGCCUAACGAGUUCCAAAAGCCCCUUAGCAGCCAUCGAGCAGAGAAUUCGCCUCCUUCCCCCUCCAGGAGCUGCCAUAAUACCCAAAGGCCAGGCAGAGAUCUCAAGUCCCAUCACUCCCCUCUGGAUCGUUCUGUCGGCUGCCGGCUGCAUCACUAUGACGGUCAGUCUGAUAGUGAGGGUGGCUGCGCUGACCAGAGUCCCGUCCCCCGAAGCCGCAGACCACCUAGACCAGCAGACCCCCGGGCAAAGAGCCCCCCCUCUGGGCAGAGUAACUCCGGGGAGGCCCACGAGGACCGUAACCCUGAGGGUCUCGCAGGAGGGGAAAGUACAGUGAGCUCAGGAAACGUGAUCAGCUUAGCAAUCAAAGACAUCAAGGAGGCGAUUGAGGAGGUGAAGACCAAGACAGUGCGCUCCCCAUACACACCAGACCAUCCCGUGGAACCAAUAUGGGUAAUGAGACAGAUCGUCAGCCCCACGGAGGAUCCGUACCCACUGCCGACCACAGCGGAACAUCCUCCUCCACUUCCCCCUCAGCCGGCAUCCGACUCUCCUUCCCAUUUUGCCCCAGGUCCGGCUCCCGAGCCGGUCAGCCCUCCGAGAGCUGAGACAUCCAGAGUGCCUCAUCGGCAGCAUUAUCACCAACAGAAUAACCACCACCAUCACGGCCACCAGCCACAGCAGAGGGACAACCCGCGGCCACUGCAGACGCACGCUCAGCCACCUCAUCAGCAGCAACAGCGGCAGCAACAGAAGCCUCCGCCUCCACAGCAGAGGCCACAAGUUCAGCCGCAAUCACCUCCACAGCAGCCGUCAGUCCAGGAGAUUCAUAGAGCUCUUCCUCCCUUUCCCACAUUUGUAGACGUCCCAGGACCAUGUGACCCUGAAGAUCUUAUCGACGGCAUCAUCUUUGCUGCAACCUACCUGGGCUGCACCCACCUGCUGUCAGAGCGGACGCCUACGAAGAGCAGCCGCAUGCAGCAGGCGCAGGAGGCCAUGAACAGAGUCCGGGCUGCUCAGAAGCAGGCGAAGAACAGGAAAAAGAGUCCUGACAGCGAGGUUCCUUCUGCAGCUGAGGUCGAUCUGUUCAUGUCCACGCAGAGGAUCAAGGUCCUCAAUGCAGACACUCAGGACACUUUAAUGGACCUGCCACUGAGGACCAUUUCCUACAUAGCUGACAUUGGUAACAUGGUGGUCCUCAUGGCCCGGGGCAAGAUGGUCCGGUCCCGCAGUGCACAGGAAAACCUGGAUCACACAACAGAGCAAACCAGCAUGAGCCAUGACGACAGGCGGCUGUACAGGAUGAUCUGCCACGUCUUUGAGUCUGAAGAUGCUCAGCUGAUUGCUCAGUCUAUUGGUCAGUCCUUCAGUGUCGCCUACCAGGAGUUCCUCAGGGCCAACGGCAUUGAUCCCGAAGACCUGAGCCAGAGGGAGUACAGCGACCUCCUCAACACUCAGGACAUGUACAACGACGACCUCAUCCACUUUUCCAAGUCAGAGAACUGCAGAGAUGUUUACAUUGAGAAGCAGAAAGGGGAGAUCCUGGGUGUGGUGAUCGUGGAGUCCGGCUGGGGGUCUAUCCUCCCCACAGUCAUCAUAGCCAGCAUGAUGCAUGGUGGGCCAGCUGAAAAGUCUGGACGACUCAACAUUGGAGACCAAAUCAUGACAAUCAAUGGGACGAGUCUGGUGGGUUUACCACUCAGCACCUGCCAGAGCAUCAUCAAGGGUCUAAAGUCUCAGUCCAGGAUCAAGAUGAACAUCGUCAGGUGUCCUCCUGUGACCACAGUGCUCAUCCGUAGACCGGACCUCAGGUACCAGUUGGGCUUCAGCGUCCAGAACGGCAUUAUCUGCAGCCUGAUGAGGGGAGGUAUCGCUGAGAGAGGAGGCGUCCGUGUCGGCCACCGCAUCAUUGAGAUCAACGGCCAGAGUGUCGUGGCAACGCCUCAUGAGAAAAUUGUCCAGAUCCUGUCUAACGCCAUGGGAGAGAUCCACAUGAAGACGAUGCCAGCAGCCAUGUACCGUCUGCUGACAGCACAGGAGCAGCCUGUCUACAUCUGAACACGCAUCAGUCGCUCCAUCUUCACGGUGGUCCUCCCUUUUUGUAGUUGUUCUCUGUGUGUCCUGUUUGAUAUCACUUGACUUGCCUUAAUCUGUACAGUACUCUGUCAUGGAAAUGGGCACAUGACAGCAGGGGACAGAUUAGAGUGUUAACGUGAUGUGUUCUGUUCGGCCAAAGAGAAAUCCUUGAUUCUGUUAUGAGUUCUGUAUGUAGGAGGCAAAGAGUAAAUAUUAUCUUUGGUUAAAUAGCUGUAAUAUCUGAAUGUACUCUCAUCAUUCUGAACUGGAACGUUGUCAUGGCAACCCAGAUCACAGAGCAGCAGAAGUGGCGACUUUAGCGAGAACUGCAUGUACAAAUGUGCUGAAUAAACUAAAGACAAGACACUG
Molecule: messenger RNA, 4084 nt
Organism: Betta splendens (Siamese fighting fish)
Lineage: Eukaryota; Metazoa; Chordata; Actinopteri; Anabantiformes; Osphronemidae
Product: amyloid-beta A4 precursor protein-binding family A member 1-like
Exons: 13
Coding region: 323-3697 (1124 amino acids)
Biological process (GO): chemical synaptic transmission
Cellular component (GO): cytoplasm; dendritic spine; plasma membrane
Molecular function (GO): protein binding; amyloid-beta binding
Source: RefSeq, a predicted model, not a curated record